AUGAAGAACACGGUGACAUUCAAUGAAGAAAACAACAAUGUAUGCGUGGCAAGACAAAGUACCUGGGAGACGGAGGUUGUAGUUCGAUGCAGAUUUCACCAACGAUUGCUGCUAGUCGAGGAAAUGUUGAAAAGCUACUUGACAGUGGAAUAUAGACAGAAAGUGUUCAAAGAACGGUUCGAGGUGUGA
This is a messenger RNA of Acanthoscelides obtectus, 189 nucleotides long. Lineage: Eukaryota; Metazoa; Arthropoda; Insecta; Coleoptera; Chrysomelidae. The record is from the annotation of a GenBank genome assembly.